This is a messenger RNA of Bacillus rossius redtenbacheri, 5763 nucleotides long. Its product is annotated as protein lozenge-like. The coding region runs from base 346 to 1824 and encodes 492 amino acids. Gene Ontology annotation, biological process: regulation of DNA-templated transcription. The transcript has 6 exons. Lineage: Eukaryota; Metazoa; Arthropoda; Insecta; Phasmatodea; Bacillidae. The record is from RefSeq and is a predicted model, not a curated record. Gene Ontology annotation, molecular function: ATP binding; RNA polymerase II cis-regulatory region sequence-specific DNA binding; DNA-binding transcription factor activity, RNA polymerase II-specific. Gene Ontology annotation, cellular component: nucleus.
AAAACCGCGCGCUCGUCUGCCCGCGCGAGGGGCGGGAGGGGCGGAGGGAGGAGAGGGAGAAGGAACCUCCUCCCGCGGCUCAGAUCGUUCCCAGCCGCCGAGCAGGCAGCAUCGCAGGUCCGCGCCGCCGCGUCCCUCGCGACCACGUGGAGGCGAGACGCCGUCCUCGGAGCGCCGACGGUGCUGAAGCCACUUCAGUUGGCUUAACCCGGCGUGUGUCGGCGCGGGGGGAUUUUCCCCUCCGGUCCUCAGGCUGGCGAGCUUGUUCAGAUCCCAGAAGACCGCUCGACCCGGCGCGGCUGAGCAGCAGUAGGGCCCAGUGUUCGGCAGCCCCGCGCCGCCCAGAUGCAUCUGCCCGGACUGUUGGCCCCCGUGUCUGCAGCCCGCGCCGACGACGCGCCGCACUUGGCCUGCAAGAAGAGGAGGACGACGAUGGCGGAGGCGGGCGAGCCGGGCGGCGACUGCGCCGCCGCACCCGCCGCCGCCGCCUCCGAGGAGCUGUGGUGGCUGGAGCGCGUGGUGUGCGAGGCGCAGGCCGAGCACCCGGGCGAGCUGGUGCGCACCGGCAGCCCCUACUUCAUGUGCUCGGCGCUGCCCGGCCACUGGCGCUCCAACAAGACGCUGCCCGUGGCCUUCAAGGUCGUGGCGCUGGGAGACGUCCUGGACGGCACCCUGGUCACCGUGCGCGCCGGCAACGACGAGAACUGCUGCGCCGAGCUGCGCAACUGCAGCGCCGUCAUGAAGAACCAGGUGGCCAAGUUCAACGACCUGCGCUUCGUGGGUCGCUCCGGCAGGGGGAAGAGCUUCACGCUGACCAUCACGGUCAACACCUCGCCACCGCAGGUCACCACCUACAACAAGGCCAUCAAGGUCACCGUCGACGGCCCUCGGGAGCCGCGCUCCAAGACCCCAGGCCAGCAGCAGCAGUUCCGCGCCGUCAGCGUGGGCCAGCGGCCCUUCCUCGACUCGGGCUUCGCGAGCCACCUGCGCGAGCUGGACUACCGCCGCACCGCCGGCGUCGAGACGUCCUCGGCGUCUUCCCCGGCGUCCUCGCGGGGCUUCAAGCUGGCGGGCGGCGCGGCGCCCGUCCAGGAUCCGGCGAGCGGAUUGGGUGUCGCGUGCACUGAGCCGUCGUGGGGCCCCUACGGCUCCGCCUACUCUUACUCGCCGCUGCAGCCGUCGGCACUGGCUUACGGCGGCGAGCUGCUGGACCCUGCCGCCCACCUGCCCCCCGCGCUGGGCGAGCAGGCGGGCAGCGGGGGGCAGCACUCGGUGGCCGCGACGGGCCACGAGUACGGCGCCAUGUUCUCCAGCUCCAGCAAGUCGCCGCCGUCCGCCGCCGAGCUGGACGGCCUGCUGUCCGCCGCCGUCGCCCCGCCGCCCCCGGCGCCGCCGCCCCACCACCAGCACCACCAGCCCCACCAGCACCACCGAUACCCCGCCGAGUACUCCACCACCACGGCCCCCGGCCUCAACUGCGGGGGCACCACCUACCACCCGGGCUCGACGUGGGGCGCGCAGCCGGCGCCGGCCGUCGCCAGCUUCCCGCACCCCGCCAACGCCUACCCCUACUACGGCAGCGCCGGCACCCCGUCUUCCAGCGGCGCCUCGCCGCAGGGCUCCUACCCUCCGCCCAUGGUGCUGUACCCGCACCUCUACUCCACCGUCAACCAGAACUCCAUCCACCUGCACCUGCACAGCGACAAGGCGGAGCUGGUGGACAGCUACCAGCAGCCCCAGGCGCCCGGCGACGUGCUGGCGAGGUACCCGGGUGCCGGCGACCGCCAGGGGCAGGCCGACCCGUCCGUGUGGCGGCCCUACUGACGGCCGGCCGCGCGCGCCGGAGUCCCCCUGGCGGUCGCCGGCGACUGGUGAGAGCCUGUCGCUCCCCCGACUGCUCCCAGGACCUGGCCGUUCACAACCACCCCUGGAGGUGAUACAUCUAGCCUCGGUCAUGUGUGAUCACGCUGCAAACACACUCUCAUAAUACAAAACUCGCACACACGAUUUAACGUAGAAUUCUUUAUAAAAAAAAUUAUAAUGCCGAGCGUGAAAAUUAUUGUUUUUUUCAACUACAUUUCUGGACGCGAAACACACGCAGUUUCCUCGACCGCCGCUAGAAUUCGUUGCCGGAGCAGCUACGCCGACUAUCGAAUCAUGAAAUUUUAUUAAACUGUAUUAAUUGAACGGCUCCGAUAAAAGCGGGAAAGUACUUCAAAUAUAGUGAAACACUGAUUUUGGAUAUUAUUUUCGACAAAGAAACUUUACUAUAUUGCUGCCCUUCUUGUUAAAAUUUGAGAUAUUUGGUUUUGUUACAGAUGGCACCGCCGUGGUUACACAUUUCCGUUUCAUGCGACUUCCGUUCCAUUCACGAAAUUACUCCUUGCGUAUGCCAUCUACCGAGAGCUUAAAGGUUACACAUCAAAAGUAUAACAAUAUUCAGUAUUUCUGUGAGAAUAGCGUGGCUUCGGAACGGUGUAUGUUGAAAACUUACCAUAAUACAUGCACGCAAACCAAAAUGACUUAUUUGUAUACGUAAUAGUAUGUGUUAGAAUAUCAUCCUUGAUGCAGGCCGUAGUGAAGAUGUCGCGAGCCAUCAGUUGGCCAUCACUGGUCUAGAUCGACAAAACCCGCACACAUCGGCCAGGUCAGGCAACUUCCACGCCACUAAACCACAUACUUCACACAACGACAUCAUCACAUAUAUGAACUAGCAAAAUUACCAUGUAAUUCAGCACCUACUUAAAAAAUUCCAUCGUACAAAUUUACAAAUGUUUUAGCAGGAUAAUAUUUUCAAGUAUUUAAGCAAGAAGUUAUUAUAGAUACAUUUUUGUUAAUGAUUUUCUGUUAUCUGUACAUAUUUGUUUAUUGUUAGCAUGUAAAUAUUUGUAACAGUUGUGAAUAAUUUUACGAAAUUGAAACAAAAUUCUCAGGCAUCUUGAGAUGAUAAUUGUUGGAAGCAUCAAAUUUGAAUUCGUUGGAAAAUACUGACACUUACUGUUAUUCUCUGCCAGAGUUCCAGAACAAUGUGAAACAAUGCAAAUACUUACUGUUUAUGAGAAUGCAUAAAAAGAAGAAAAUUUUAAAGGAACUGUUUUUCUGCAUACAUGUCAUGACCAAUGUUGUUUAUUUUGAACCUAUAAAAUAGAAGUAGGUGAAUUCAAACAAAAUAAAUUAUAGUUCCAAGUUAAUCUAAAUGUUGUGAUUUAUUUCUAAGAAUAGAUUAAUUUGAAAAGUUCUUUUUUCAGGUCUUUAUCAUGCUAUGAAACAAAAACCUACACCAUCAGCUAUAGAAAUACUUGUAAUGUUUCUUCAUGAUUUGUAUUUUCACCUGCAACAUUUUACAAUGGAUUAAUUUCUUGAAGCUCUUAAUAAAAUUCAAAAAUUUCUUAUGUAGAACCCUUAUGCGAGUCCUUUAAAGUACUGAAAUUUAAUCUCUCACGACACAGUGGAAAUUUAUAUAAAAGUGGAACAGCGUUCAUUAUAGUAUUAGAUCAGAGGAACCCUGUUGUAAGCCGACUUACAAUCUACAAUAGCCAGAACCUUUGAAAUGAUUUGGGGAGAUCACCUGAUGAAAUGGAAAGUUAAUAAAUAUUUAACUAGUGUAUAUUAAAGAAAAGGAGGGAAAAGAGUUGGCUGAGCUAUGGUUAACCAGGACAUGUCACUUAAGCCUGAUUAUCCGUCUAGUGCUACAAUUUUAUCUUUAAUAGGAAGCCUAAAAACUAAAUUUUAUUAUUUCCCCAUACCAGUUACCUGAAAGAUGGCAAACCAGGCAACAGCAUGUGUUAAGUUAAACAGAAUAUUAUGAACUUGGAAACAUGAUUUUCUCAGGGGUUUGGAUAUUUGAUAAGUUUAUUCAAGAAUUUUACUGAACUCAUCGAUUCUCAAAAUUUAUUGAAUUUUUAUUUAAUCUUCAGGUGUAACACCACUCCUUAAACAAUAUUGAUCUACAGAUGUGCCAUGUGUGCAUUUAAAAUAUUUCUCAGAGGAAACAAAAUGCAGUGCAGCAAAAAAAAGGUAACAUGGCCAAUUUUUGUCCAGUAAAAAAAAAUGUACCAGUAAGAAUACUAUAUUUAAAAAAAUAUAUAUUUAACAGGUUUACAGUCCUUUAUCCUCAGAUCAGUGGAAAAUUUUUAAUUCAAAUUUUAUUGGUGUUUAAUAUAUGAGGUUUUUUUUUUUUACCCAGUAAUAAUUAAUUCUUUGGCAUUUUAGUAAUAGUAAAUGACUACUAGGGUUUGGGAAAACUCAAUGAUUGCCCUAAAAUUUAAUUAUUUGUGUGUAAACAGGUAAACAUUUUUGGGAAGUUUUUUUCUGAUUUCAGAAUUCAGGAUAAUGGAUUGUGAAAGUAUGUACCUUAAAGAACACAGCUUUGCUACAAAAAUAACUGAAAUUGCAAUUAGAAAAGCAGUUUCAAUAACUAAGUAGUACAGUAAAUCUGGCAAACAUGUGAAAACAUUUAAAAUCAAAAAUGUUACAUGCAUACUUGGUUAAAAUGGUUAAUUUCAAACUGAUCAUAAAUGUCACAAGUAAGGACUCGUGCUUGGAUAUUCUGUAGGUGUUACCUUCCCAUUUACAAUAAAAAUUCAAUGAUAGUUUAUUAAGUGCAACUUUUUUUUUUCACAAGAAAAAAUAUCUUAAGGAGUGUAAGUUAUAACAAUUUCUAGUGAUCUCAUUUGGUUAUUAACUCUAUUUCAUAAUUCCUUAUUUAACUCACUUAAGACUUUGCCAUUGAGGAUAAAAUGCAAAUUGCAGAUGUAGGUAUGUUGCCUGAACUACUUGGACCAUAUCUGUAAUGUGUUGUAAUCCAAAACAAUUAUUUAUGCAAACCAAAUUUAUUAAAAUUAUUUUGCUAAUGGGGGAAAGAUAGAACUCAAGACACCAUCUUGGUUUCAAAUGUGUUUAGGCCAUAAUUUUCCAAAUUUUCAUUUCGAAAAUGAGGCUUUUUAAAACAUAACAUAUAAUUAAGUGGAAUGCUUGAAAUUAUUAGUGACUGGCUCCUACAAAUAAUAACUUCUGUGAAGUCAUUAGCAUUUAGAAUUUAAUUAGUUUUUUUUUUAAUUACAACUGUAAUAAUACUGUCAACAAACACUAUGCCAAACUCUUUGACGAUCUCUUAAUGUGAUUUUUCUGUCUUAACAAAAGGAAACGUUCAAUGUCAAAAGUAAAAAAAAAAAGGAAAAAAACUGUUGAAACAAAAAUGGCAUUUUUAGAUUUCCUUCUCUCCCCCUUAAAUUUGGAUAAAACUGUGAGCUGUCACCAGAUACUGGCUUAUAUAUGAAGUAGAAUGUUUAGGGUGCUAAAAUGUGAUACCUUCCAAUGCAAUGUACUGCAGUCACCUGUUUUGUGAAAAUUUGCACAAACAUAUGGUUAACAUGUAUUAAAUGAAAUUUUUCAUAAUCAUAUUAUAUUAUGGUUAUUACACACCGUGAUCUGUACAUUAUUUUGUAUAAAAACCACAAUUGUGAAUUUUCCUCAUUCCCUAUGAGACAUGAUCAGCUGAACAAAGUUCUGAGGGUACCAUGUGCAGUCAUGUUUUACAUAUGUACAAUGAUGUAUAAACAGCUUAUGUAAAUACUUCAGAGAACUUGUGAUGGACUACCAAGUCAAAGCAUUUAAAUAUUAAAGGCUACAGUAGAAUCUUAUUAAAGAGUACACAUUAUUCAUCUUCAACUAUUGUACUUAAUCAUAAAUGGUUUAAAGAGACAAAAAUAUACUUGAAACAAUUACGUUAUUCAAUGUGAGAACAUAAUCUAAAUAAAAGUA